Messenger RNA from Iphiclides podalirius (scarce swallowtail), 639 nucleotides. The record is from the annotation of a GenBank genome assembly. Lineage: Eukaryota; Metazoa; Arthropoda; Insecta; Lepidoptera; Papilionidae.
AUGUGUUUAAUAAUCAUCUUCAUAUCCCUUACUAAGUCUGAUAUCCCCGAUUGCGAAGGUUCAAAAAGAGUCAAAAGGCAGCUGCUAUUCCCCAAUUCAACACUAUUGCAGUUUAACGCUGGCGUAGCAACACCUACCCCUAUCAAGACAAUCUUUUUUAAUUGGGCAUUCCAAGCUAAUUUUCAACUACCAUGGAAUCGGACGCAAAUACCUCUUGAUAUUUUGGAAGCCAAUUCUGGAUAUCCUGGGUUAUCCAGAAAAAGAAAGGAAGUAAUAGAAUCAACAUCAGACGCCAUACAAAAGAUAGAAUAUGAAAACGAUGCCAAACUUUAUCACUUUUAUAAAUACGUGGAAGACAUUUUAAACGGUUUCGGCCAUAAUGGAUCAUCGUGCGUUUUACGAGCUCUAUGCCAUCUGGGCGCUGAACCCCUUCAUAAUGGUGACGAAGAGGAUCUGUUGCAUGAACUGGCCAACUUCGUCCUUAAUCCUGAAAAUGAUGCUACUGAUGAUGAAACUACGACCAAGGAUGCGUUACCUUAUAUCAAAGCCUUUAAAUCCGGCGAAAGCGUUAAAUAUUGUAUAGAUAACUACAAAUGUUCAUUGUCUCUCAUUGACAUGUUUACUAAAUUACAUUACAAA